AUCCGAUAAAUUCGCAAAUACCGGCGUCCUAAAUGCCAUUUAAUGAGGUUAAGUAAUGGCCGGAUUACGUUAAAUAGCAGGCGAUUGAUAGUCAGUAGAUGAUUAGCAAUAAAAAUGUCACGUGCCAUUCCAUGUCUUUACGAUAUAUCGGGAGUUGUCAAUGACAUUGUGUCAUCAAACACAGCUGUUGUUGGAUUUUUACACCAAGGAAAACUAGAAUGUGCUUGGUUGACCAAUUCGCAGUUUUAUUAUGAAGGAAAACAUAUUCCAACUAAUCGAGUUUUGAGUGAUUAUUUAACACCUGGAGAUAAGGUGACAUUUUCUUGCGAAGCAUCCUCAGAUGCGAAGAGAAAUACCCCAUCAUGUUCAUGGAUUGUCAACACCUGUUGGCGUACCGAGAACAAUCCACUGACAAGUGUCAUAACAGCAACAGGGCUUGAUGGUGUCCUUGGAAAAGUGAGAGAACUGGGAGGUCGUCAUGGGGUAAUAUCAGUAUUUGAUGGAACUGUCCAUCACUGUGACGUCCUGUUCCUCGCAAGCAGAUUCUACGUCGACGGAAAGAGAUUCCCAGCAGGCAAGGGACUUACUACAGCACUCCAAGAGGGUGAAUCUGUGAUUGUUGAUGCUAUUCCUUGCAUUCCCGAGGAGAAUGAGGAACGAUGCCGUUGGUUUGCUACUUGUGCCUUCAAGGGACAAAGGCCCCAAAUUAUUCAUGAUAAUGGGCAUAAGGUUCAUCGAGGGGAUUUGGGACAGUUGGGGGGAACUGAUAGCUUUAGGAGCCAAUAUCUGGAAUUUGUUAAUCAGUAUGUGCAUAACCGUUCCACUGUCUACGUCAUAGGUGCAGGAACAAUUCUUAGUAUAUUGGACGAAAAAUUCGGGAUAAUAAUGGGGGUGUUCAAGAAAAAUAUUUUUCAAACUGUAUUAUUUCAUCGUAAACAUUUUUUCAUGUCUGGGAUUAAUCUUAUGGCUUAUGACAUUCGUGCAUUGCUCUAUGGAGAGGACCGUGUGAAAUUUGUGGUUGUUGGGGCACCUCCAGGUUUCCCCAUAGAUUGGAUAGCAGUUCAGGUCUCCAUCCAGAAACGUCCUGACGUUUAGAAAAUAAAGCGAACUCCAAAGUUUAUCCACUGCUUUCAUAAUUAUGAAAAUUAUAAGGAAUAUUGUUAAAAGUUCUUGUUCAGCGAAUAAAGUUUAAUCAUUUGUUCCAAAACUGUAUUU
Diachasmimorpha longicaudata is the source of this 1215-nucleotide messenger RNA. RefSeq lists its product as uncharacterized. The record is from RefSeq and is a predicted model, not a curated record. The coding region runs from base 115 to 1095 and encodes 326 amino acids. The transcript has 4 exons. Lineage: Eukaryota; Metazoa; Arthropoda; Insecta; Hymenoptera; Braconidae.